Messenger RNA from Gilbertella persicaria, 1379 nucleotides. RefSeq lists its product as uncharacterized. The record is from RefSeq and is a predicted model, not a curated record. Gene Ontology annotation, molecular function: O-acetyltransferase activity. The coding region runs from base 11 to 1321 and encodes 436 amino acids. NCBI's taxonomy places the organism in Eukaryota, Fungi, Mucoromycota, Mucoromycetes, Mucorales, Choanephoraceae. The transcript has 2 exons.
CCUCAAAACGAUGGUGAACAGAAUAGAAGCUCCUUAUUGGAGAAGGUUGAAUUGGCCACGUAUCAUACUUUAUGGCUUAAGUACAGUGUUGGUGAUUCAGUUGAUCAAGACUUUCUCCGUCAGACCAUCCGUUAAGGACGAUACUCACCUUCAACUAGACACAACAAGGCUUGUUCGCGACUUUCCUUGGUACCAAAGACAAGGUCAUCCCAACCUGUCUCCUUUACAACAGCAUCCUAAAUACAUUACAACACAUCUAUCAACACAAGAACGACAGACACUACAGGAAAACAUGAUAAAAAAAGCCAGGGAGGCAGUGGCUCAUGAAUUCCAGCACAUCAAAGGCAUUCCGGGAUCAUCCGUUUAUGCAGGCAAACCUGAAGCAGCCCGCCAAUUUCGCUCUUUGGUGGAUUGUUGGACAACAGGUGAAUGGGUCUCUGUCACAAGCCAGUCAGCGCAUUGGACCAUGCCUCAUUUCCAAGACCCUCUGUAUGGUUCUUGUGAUCGAAAGUUUAAAAAGACAGGCGGUGUGGGUCGUCGACCAGCCACAAACUAUGUAUGGAAAUCCAAAUGCGAUGCGUCUAUAGACCUCGAUCCUGGUAAAUGGUGUAGUGUCUUGAACGGUCGUCAUUUGAUGCUGGUGGGUGAUUUAAUACAGUAUCAAUUACACGAAUUAUUCUUGGACACUUUACGUGAUGGACCUGCUACUUGUUUUGGAGAACUGAAUUGCAAAGAUCAUACAGUGUGUACUAGUCCUUACCGUAAUACCCGACUUCGUUAUCUCCGGAAUGAUGUCCUUUCUACACGUCGAAAAAUGAACGCCAAUCAUGGUCACCCAACAGCAGAAGUGAUUGAAUGGCCAUUUACUUCUGCCACUCUGAUAAGACAUUACCCUGUGUUGAUACUGAAUCGCGCACCUGUGAUUGAAUCCGACGAGAGUUUUAUCAAAGGUCUGAUUGACACAUUGCGUCUGAUACGCAGUAGUACAGGUGCUAAUUCCCUGAUUAUUUAUCGAUCGACCGGUAUUGGUCACCCCUUUUGUGACGAUGCUACAGGGCCACUCCAGGCACCAUUGACAGACGAUCAACAAAAGAAACUGCCUUUUGGCUGGAGUGAAGUGGCACGUCGUAAUGCUAUAGCUCGUGUAAUUGUUGAAGCUGCAGGUGGUGUGUUUGUUGAUCUGGCUGCCCUGACAGACCUUAGACCAGAUGGACAUGUUGGAGGACAAGACUGUGUACGUUACUGUAUUCCUGGUCCCUUGGAUAGUUGGGCUCAAAUUCUGUACCAAGUCUUUUUGGGCCUCGAAGGUCAACUCGAAUAAAUGAACUUUUUUUUAUUUUAUUUAAGCAUAUAUAAAAAAAAUUAUGAUAUUAUUAAAG